Belonocnema kinseyi is the source of this 3413-nucleotide messenger RNA. RefSeq lists its product as uncharacterized. The coding region runs from base 435 to 2579 and encodes 714 amino acids. The transcript is spliced from 14 exons. Lineage: Eukaryota; Metazoa; Arthropoda; Insecta; Hymenoptera; Cynipidae. The record is from RefSeq and is a predicted model, not a curated record.
GAUCGCUGGGCCCAUCCGGUCCCUGCUCAAAACACUUUCGGUUUCCUUCGCGAUGCGAUCUGCUCUACUCUACAAGUCCCCUUUUACGCAUUUUUUUCUCCAUUUCCUGAAUAAAGUAGUGAAGGAAAAUAUCAUCAAGGACAAUAUAUUCUAAAUGAAAAUAAAAGUUCAGUGAGUUUUGCCGAAGAACAAUCUGAAGGUUUAUUGUUUAUUGAUGGAUCUAAUUGAAUAUUCUGCAAGAAGGUCAAAUAUAUAAGAAGUGGAAAAACGAGAACCGAUGUACCAUGUGCAGCCGGAAUGUUAUGUAAUGGCAUUCGUGAAUGACGACUAGUGAUUGUCGUUGUCAACAAUGAGCAGAUACAAAAUCACGUCGAGCCAAGCGUGACGAGAGAAAUUGACUUUUAGGAUCUUGCAAAGUGUGAAGGAAUCCAAAAAUGGCGAAAAAUUUUAACUUGGUCGGCAUGAUUAUUUUCUUUCGAAUAAUGAGGAUAGGAUGGUCUCAAGAUUGUUUGGACACAGGAUGGGAAAAAAUUAUCGAUAUGAAACCAGAAAGCGUUAAUUCGAGUUCGGUUUUAUACGUCGGAAUGAAUUCCCAAGGUCUCGUCAACACAUGUUUUGAAAGGUGUAAAAAUACAAAUUGCAAUGCAUUCGUCAUAGACGCCGCAAGAAGUGGUUGUUUCAGUGUUCAGCCAGACGGUGAUGAUCUCGUGCCGGAACCUAAUGUCACUUUUUAUCAUAAAAUCUGCAUAAAAGUUCCUCAGGCAUGUAAGCAAUCCAGGCUCUGGCAAGUCGAACGAUCGAUAGGGGCAAUUUUGAUCGAUACCAAUACCGAUUGGUUGUCCAAAUUGAUGACCAGAGGAGAAUGCUAUGAAACAUGUUUUCAAGCAGGAGAACGGUGUAAAUCGGCCCAAUUUCGAACUAGUCGCGACCUCGCAAUAGGAGAUACAGUAGGAAAAUGUUCUCUUUCGUCUCUUGAAAGGGGAAUUAGGCCCCAAGCUUAUAGGGCCUCCUGGUACAGAGAUGAGUAUCUUCAAAGUCAGUGCCAUAAUAUUUCUAAAGUUGAUUAUUGCUCCUAUGCUGAGUAUCGUAAUCUAUCCUUACCUCUCUCCGACUUUAAAGUACCAGAUCUCGAUAUUAAACAAUGUGAAGAAAGAUGUGACCAGAGCAAUGACGGCUUCAUGUGCAGAAGUUACACCAUGAUUACUGAUCCAAAAACUAAUCGAGCAGUAUGUCUUUUACAAUCUGAAGAUACUGUCAGUGCUGGAGCCAGUUCUUUAGUCAGCACACCUGGUGCAAUUUAUAAAGAACGAGAACCUUGUCUUGACUUGAAAGUGAGAUGUACCAAUUCGAGUAUGAUUGUCGAAUUGGGUACAUCUGAGCCUUUUCAUGGAAGAAUUUAUGCCAGCGGAUUCAGUGACAGUUGCGGUAUUCAAGGGAAUGGAAACAAUAUGACAAAACUCAGUUUGUCAAUACCAAAAAUGAAUGAAUUGAUUACCAGCAAUAUGAACUGUGGUCUCGCACCCGCAUUUUCAAUUGAUAGUGACAAUCAAACUCAUGCCGUGGUUUGGUCCACCAUUAUCGUACAAUUCAACCCCAUAAUUCAAAGACAAGGUGAUCAGGCCGUAAGAGUUGGUUGUUCACUAGAUGAUGGUACAAUGCCUGAACCGAGAAAUAUUUCUGUUCAUUCUAGUUUCACAUUUCUAGAUCCAAAUGCAGGUAUACCACCAAUAAUAUCAACAGUGGUUAACACUUCAUCGCAGACGCCUACUGUUAGAAUGAAAAUUUUAGAUGAAUUUUUGAGGGAAGCGAGAGUAACUAAGUUGGGACAAAAACUUAUACUCAAAAUCGAAAUCCAACCCUCUAAUGGGACAUACGAUAUAAAAGCAGGCCAUUUAGUAGCAAGCAGCGCCUCAGGAGAUGCAUCAAUUCUUCUCCUUGACGAAAUGGGUUGUCCAAUUGAUUCUAAUGUAUUUCCUGCACUUAUGAAAGAUCCGAUCGAUAAUCGAUCUUUAAUUGGUGAAUUCAGUGCAUUCAGGUUUCCAAACAGUCAACAAGUUGGUUUCAGUGUUAUAGUGAAGUUCUGUUUAGAAAAAUGUGAACCAACUGUGUGUAAGAGCAGGCAGAUAUCAUAUGGUAGGAAACGUCGUGCAAUUAUUACAAAUUCAACUGAUGCAAGUGUUCACAAAUUGAAUGAAGAUCCCGGAACAAUUGCUCCUGAUGAACUUCCUCUACAAUCGUGGAUUUAUGUUGAAGACGAAAAUAUUCAACCAGACUAUUUACUUUCUAGACAAAAUGGAAAACCAGAUACGUUUUAUAUUUCAAAUGGAGGAACCUUAGAAGAUGUUCUCUGUAUGAAUUCAGUGCUCGUAUUUUGUCUUCUAAUAGUAUGGCUCAUAAUUCAAAUUAUUUUAAUUGCUUGUUGCGUGAUUGCAAUUUUGAAAUAUCGAAAAUUGGCUACAAAAGCUGAAGAAGACAGAGCUGAUAUUUUGGCACGGCACCUUUAUGGAAUUCAUGGUGGCAAUUUUGAGAUUUCGAGAAGAGUCAGAUGGGCCGACCAUAAUGGUUCUUCUGCCAGUUAAAUUUGAAAAAUAAUUCAAAUUUCGAAGUGUGAUCAGUUUAAAAAAAUAUGUUACUCAUGUUUAAAAUUCUCAAAUUAGAAUCUUGUCGAAAAUAGUACCAAAAUUUUUAUAUUAAAAUCAUAAUUAAAUAUUGAUACUUUUAUGUCAGAUAAGAUUUUUUAUAUGCUGUAGAAAAUAUUAAUUUGUUGUUAUUGUAACACUACCGAAAAUUGUCAAAAUUAUUAAUUUUAAAUUUUGUGUAGUGUUCUUUUGUUUGAUUUUGUACAGCCAAUAUUAAUGUAACAAAACUGCCAUAAUACUGCCACAUUUAUUGGUCAAUUUUGAUUAAUUAUAAUUUUUAGUACAUAUAUUCAUUUCGAAAUUUCUAACAGUUCAGAGAUCUAACUGUAUUUAAAUUAUUUAACUAGGAUUAAUUGUAUAGUUACAGCAUUAUAUUAAAAUAAUUAUUGUAUUUAAAUAAUCUAAUUAAAUAAUAGGGGAACCUACCUACAGUGAAUAAUGCAACCUACAGCAAAUAAUUAUUAAUACGGAGUGCAAAUUAAAAAAAUAAUAAUUUAUUAGAACGUAUAGUGUCUUGACUAUUUAUUACAAAAAUCAAUCAUUUUAUAUAAAUUAUUAUUUUGAAUUAAUAAUUAUCCACUAUAGCGAGGUUUACCCCAUUCUAUUUUUUAAAUCAAAAUAUACAUUAUAUAAUAUUUAAAAUUCUAUAUCUUAUACAUAUUUUAUUAUGAAAAAGUUUUUUAUGUUCGUAUAUAAAUUAAAACUGAUUGAACGUGAUUAACUUCAAAUUUUUAAAUGCAAGAUAUAUUGUUGUAUGCAAAAUCUAUUUGUAUG